AAUUAUUGAUCCUGCUCUAGCUCUGGUCUAAUUUGCCAUCAGAGUAAGAAGAUGUCAACUGCUAAAAACAUUCUCAUUAUUUUUCUCCUGGGCUAUUUCUGCAGAGCGGAAAAAGCAGUGUUCCUGUCUGAUAAAUCAGCAAGUGGUGUUCUUGUGAGACAAAAGAGAUACAACACUGGUACUUUUGAAGAGUUUUCAGCAGGGAAUCUUGAAAGGGAAUGCAUAGAGGAAAGGUGCACUUAUGAAGAAGCCAGAGAAGUCUUUGAAAAUGAUGACAAGACAAUUGAAUUUUGGAAGCAGUAUGUUGAUGGAGACCAAUGUGUAUCCAACCCAUGUUUAAAUGGAGGAGUUUGCAAAGACGAUAUAAGUGCCUACGUAUGUUGGUGUGCGCAAGGAUACAGAGGAAAGAACUGUGAAUUUGCAUUGCCAGUUACGUGUACCAUAAACAAUGGCCGGUGUCAGCAAAUGUGCAGGGAAAAUGCUGAGAAAAAAGUGACAUGCUCCUGCGCGUCUGGAUACAAAUUGAAAGCAGAUGGGCAGUCGUGUGAGGAGAUAGUGCAAUAUCCAUGUGGAAGAGUUAGUGCACCAGAAGCAGUUCCAAAAGAUGAAACCCGUACCAUGCUGGAUCUUGAAGAGUAUACAAGUAAUAAUACUUCUUCCAUUGAACAUCAGAACUCUACUGAACACGCACACUUGCAUGACCAUUCAGAUGAUAUUGUGCCAAUAACAGUGGAUCCAAAUGUCAGGAUUGUUGGUGGGACAGACAGUCUGAAGGGUGAAUUUCCAUGGCAGGUUCACUUUAUUAAUAAGAAUCAACAAGGUUUCUGUGGUGGAUCCAUAGUGAAUGAACAAUGGAUUGUAACUGCGGCCCACUGCUUAAUACAGCUUACACCUGACAACUUUACCGUAGUGGCAGGAGAACAUAACACCGCUCUUAAAGAGGGGACCGAGCAGUAUUUGGAAGUGGCCAAAAUCAUCAACCACCCAGCUUACAAUACCAGCAAGAAUAAAUACAACAAUGACAUUGCUCUCAUUCAGCUACAAAAGCGAAUGGUUUUGAAUAACUAUGUCAGGCCUAUCUGCAUUGGACACAAAGACUUCACGGACAAACUGCUGAAGAUUAUACCGCAUAGCUGGGUGACUGGCUGGGGUAAUGUCAGAUACCAAGGAAGACCAACAGUAAAACUGCAAAAGCUGGCUGUGCCGUACGUUGAUCGUGCCGCUUGCAAAAAGUCAAGCCGGUACUCUGUGACCACAAGUAUGUUCUGUGCUGGCUUUUCUGAUGAAGAAAAGGAUGCAUGCCAGGGAGACAGUGGUGGUCCCCAUGCAACUGAAUUCAGAAAUACUUGGUUUCUUACAGGGAUUACAAGCUGGGGAGACAAGUGUGCACAGAAAGACAGAUAUGGGGUAUACACCAGAGUCUCCAGAUUCAUUGACUGGAUACUGAGCACUACAAAGCUUUCAUUUAGUGAUAAUCGACUGGGUAUGAGACUUAUUGACAUCAUUCUGGGUCAGACCUAA
Nanorana parkeri is the source of this 1521-nucleotide messenger RNA. It is a transcript of the gene F9, whose product is annotated as coagulation factor IX. The transcript has 9 exons. The coding region runs from base 52 to 1521 and encodes 489 amino acids. Gene Ontology annotation, biological process: proteolysis; blood coagulation. Lineage: Eukaryota; Metazoa; Chordata; Amphibia; Anura; Dicroglossidae. Gene Ontology annotation, molecular function: calcium ion binding; serine-type endopeptidase activity. Gene Ontology annotation, cellular component: extracellular region. The record is from RefSeq and is a predicted model, not a curated record.